AAUUUUCUUGUCCAAACCAAUCUUCAACCUUUCAUCAGCUUCUUUACUUCUCUCUCUCUCUCUCUCUCUCUCUGCCACCAUACUCUUCUCCUUCUCUGUUAUUUUUUUGAUUGGAUUUAUGUCAUAUUGCUUCUGAUUAGUGUUUCUCUUCAAGCCCGGAAACUGAAGGUGAUAUUGUAUUCUAGGAAAACGAACCAAUCUGAAUUAUUGUUGUUGUGCUGUUUCUGUUUCUGGGACUGAGCUGUAAAAACUUGGUGAAAGAAUGUCUCUGUCUGGGGCUCAUAAUGAUAGAGGGGAGGUGAAGGUUCGUGAUAGUUUGGAUGACCUUAGCACUGAGUUGGCAGACUAUAUUGCGGAAUUAUCAGAGGCAUCAGUGAAGGAGAGGGGUGUCUUUGCCAUUGCUUUGUCUGGUGGUUCUCUUGUUAGCUUAAUGGGGAAACUCUGUGAAGCUCCUUACAACAAGACUGUAGACUGGUCCAAAUGGUAUAUAUUUUGGGCUGAUGAGCGUGUUGUGGCGAAAAACCAUACUGACAGCAAUUAUAAGCUUGCUAAGGAUGGCCUAUUGUCCAAGGUGCCUAUAGUUCCCAGUCACGUGCAUUCUAUCAACGAUUCAGUGUCAGCAGAGGAGGCUGCUGAUGAGUACGAGUUUGCCAUUCGACAAUUAGUGAAAACUCGUGUGGUCAGCGUGUCUGACAAUAGUGAUUGUCCCAAGUUUGAUCUCAUCCUCCUUGGAAUGGGCCCGGAUGGCCAUGUUGCCUCAUUAUUCCCUAACCAUUCCGUGCUCAACGAGAAAGAUGAAUGGGUAACUUUUAUUACUGAUUCCCCCAAACCCCCACCUGAGAGGAUCACAUUCACUUUGCCUGUCAUCAACUCAGCUUCAAAUGUAGCCGUGGUCGUGACUGGUGACAGCAAGGCUGAGGCGGUACACUUGGCAAUUGACGAUGUUGGACCUGACUGCCCAUCACUGCCUGCAAGGAUGGUCCAGCCAAAUGGGAAGUUGGUGUGGUUUUUGGACAAGCCAGCUGCCUCAAAACUUGACCAUCCUCACCAGGGUUGAGCUGUUCUUGCCAAUGUGUAUGCUUGUAUUUAGUGGUCGAUCAUUUUCUCUUCCAUUAGUUCCAGUCUUUUUGUGGGGUUUUUUUUUUCCUUUUCUUUUCUUUAUUUCUUUCUUUCUUCUUCUUCUUCUUCUUCUUUUGGCCUUCUGGUUAAAUUCUCCAUUUUGUCUUUUCUUGAUCUCUUCUGUAGGAAGGGUUGGAGAAGUGUGAUUAUCCUUUUUGUAAGAAGCGGGUUAAUAAAGUUGGGGUCUUAGUUCUAAAGCUUCUGUUCUGGUUCCUUAUAGGUUAAACUUUAGUUUGAUGAGUUAAAGCCAUUCAGAUUUGGAAUAGCAGGACAAUAUGUUCAACUGGA
Messenger RNA from Quercus robur (English oak), 1407 nucleotides. RefSeq names its product probable 6-phosphogluconolactonase 1. Gene Ontology annotation, molecular function: 6-phosphogluconolactonase activity. Gene Ontology annotation, biological process: pentose-phosphate shunt; carbohydrate metabolic process. Lineage: Eukaryota; Viridiplantae; Streptophyta; Magnoliopsida; Fagales; Fagaceae. The transcript has 4 exons. Bases 263 to 1057 code for a protein of 264 amino acids. The record is from RefSeq and is a predicted model, not a curated record.